Messenger RNA from Cercocebus atys (sooty mangabey), 1758 nucleotides. It is a transcript of the gene MTPAP, whose product is annotated as mitochondrial poly(A) polymerase. NCBI's taxonomy places the organism in Eukaryota, Metazoa, Chordata, Mammalia, Primates, Cercopithecidae. Gene Ontology annotation, molecular function: poly(A) RNA polymerase activity. The transcript is spliced from 7 exons. Gene Ontology annotation, cellular component: mitochondrion. Bases 54 to 1691 code for a protein of 545 amino acids. The record is from RefSeq and is a predicted model, not a curated record.
GCGCAUGCGCGAAAACACGCUGACCUUUCAGCCUCGCGCUCGUGCUUUUAACCAUGGCGGUUCCCGGCGUGGGGCUUUUGACCCGUUUGCACCUGUGUGCCCAGAGAAGAACUCGAGUCCAGCGGCCUAUCCUCAGACUUUUGAGUUGCCCAGGAACUGUGGCCGAAGACCUCAGGAGGGACGAGCAGCCUUCAGGGAGCGUGGAGACAGGUGAUGGCGCCGUGGCCUCGGUUUGCUCUGUAGCUCCUUCCCACAGCGGGCGAGGAAGGGGGAAGAGUCUGGGAUCACGGGGGAACACGUGGUCUGUGGAAACGGCCGUGGACCCUUUGGCAAGAGAGUGGGGCUGUGUCCUGUCCUCCUCUCCUCUGAUCUCUCUAGGGGAACCCAGGGUCGCCGCUGUUGCUGAGGCAGAAGUGAGAUGUGUGAUGUUUCUUUGGGGCGACUCCUGUGUACAGGGUCUCUAUGCUGUUGUAGAAUUUUGCCGAAAGGAAAGUGUAGGUUCACUGCAAAAUGGAACUCGUACUCCAAACAUGGCCAUGGAGACUGCAAUUCCAUUCAGAUCACGUUUCCUCAGUCUGAAGUUGAAAAACCAGACUUCUGAACAGUCAUGCAUACAGUCGAGUGAUCAGUUGCCACCUACAAACAGGAAGCUCUUUGAAUUACUAUGUUAUGCAGAAAGUAUAGACGAUCAGCUGAACACUCUCUUGAAGGAGUUCCAGCUAACAGAGGAGAACACUAAGCUCCGAUAUCUCACCUGUUCUCUCAUUGAAGACAUAGCCGCCGCAUAUUUUCCGGACUGCGUAGUCAGACCCUUUGGCUCCUCAGUCAAUACUUUCGGGAAGUUAGGAUGUGAUUUGGACAUGUUUUUGGAUCUAGAUGAAACCCGAAACCUCAGCACUCACAAGGUAAGUGUAUUUCUCUUGACCACUAUUUCUGAACUCCUUUAUAUAUAUGGUACCCUAGACUCAAGAGUGAGAGCCUUGGUGUUCGGUAUACGAUGCUGGGCUCGAGCACAUUCGCUAACAAGUAGUAUUCCUGGUGCAUGGAUUACAAAUUUCUCCCUUACAAUGAUGGUCAUCUUUUUUCUCCAGAGAAGAUCACCCCCUAUUCUUCCAACACUAGAUUCCUUAAAAACCCUAGCAGGUAAGACUAGUAAAUGUAUAAUAGAAGGCAACAACUGCACAUUUGUUCGUGACUUGAUUUUUUUUUUUUUUUCAGGGAAUACAGAAACAUUAGAAUUUUUUUUUUUUUUUUUUUUUGAGUACUUCGGCAAUUUUGCUUUCAAUAAAAAUUCCAUAAUUUUUUUUUUUUUUAAUAAUGUUUCACUAGGAAGGGAGCAAAACAAACCUGACUCUUCUCCUCUGUACAUUCAGAAUCCAUUUGAAACUUCUCUCAACAUAAGCAAAAAUGUAAGUCAAAGCCAGCUGCAAAAAUUUGUAGAUUUGGCCCAAGAAAGUGCCUGGAUUUUUUUUUUUUUUGAUACAGACCGACUUUCCGUAUCAAGUCAUCAGCCCUGGGGGCUGGUUUUUUUUUUUUUUCCAUCUGUUCCAAACAGAAGGUCCGUAACCAAGAAGAAAAGAAAAGUUUUUUUUUUUUUUAGCAUCAAAAACUUGUUAGAAUCUUUAAAAAGUAACAGAACAGCAAUUUUUUUUUUUUUUAAUGAGAAGAGAACAAUUAGUACUCAGACAUGAUGACUGCUACGUUAUGUAAAGAACUGGGCUUAUCCUAUCAAACUGUCUGUGGACUACUUGGAAAAAC